UUGCCGUGCCAUGGUUUGAACAAGUUAAAAACGGUUUCAGCGGGUUAUUAGGAGAAUAGCUGUUGUCUUCCCUCACUUCUAGGGCUGAAGUAUUUACACGCACACGCAGGGAUUAUUACUAGUUCGUUUUUGUUUAGUGCAGAUAUGCGAUUGAUUUAGGUAUUUUUUUAUUACUAUAAAUAACAGACCAACCGUCUAAAGAAACGCGGAUACAAAAGGUGCCACCAUGAACUCCGUGCUGCCGUCAGUGCACUCCCUCACGGAGAUGUUUGUGAGAAAGACGCAGGAAUUCGUCAGUGAGAUCGAAAAUGUCCACAUGGUUUGGCUCGAAGAGAUACAACAAGAAGCAAAUCGCAUGUUCUCUAGAGACUUUAAUGCUGAACCAGAACUGAUGCCGAAAACGCCGUCACAAAAAAAGAAUAGUCGCAGGAAGCGGGUGUCUGCAGGGCGCCAAGAGGAAGGUCAAACAAGGAGGUUCUCAAAGGGAAAGCGUAGCAAUCUUCGUGGAUCAUCUGUUAAAUCCCUGAACUUCAUUCCUGAAGAAGAAGCAAUCUCUGAGGUCUCAACCUCUAAGGCUAGAAACCCUCCAAAACCAAAACGUGCUACCCGUAAAAACAAACAGACGAAGCCUGAAGAUGUAGAUGAGAGCCUGUCAUCCAGUGACGGCAGCAAGCAGCAAGAGGUGCAAAACAAGAACCCAGAGCUGGUUAAGGAAGCGGAUGAAGUGGACAAAGUUCAAAAAGUUAAUGCAGAAACCAAAACUGACGAUGCAAGCAGCACUUCUCAGUCUCCUCCGAAGAUUCUUUCACCGGAGUUGGUCGUCAACAUCUCAGCAGAGGAUCGCUUGUCUGCCGAACUUGCCAAAAAGCCAGAGGUGUCUCCGAGUCGUACAGCUACAAAGAUAGCAAUAGCUGCAGCUGAUCGGAGGUCAAGGCGAAGCUCUGCACGCUGCUCCCUAAAAUUGCGGCACUCACUGGCUGGUCUUCGGCACAGCAUGACACAGGAAUCCAUCCGCCGGGCUUCACGCCGCUCGAUGCUCAAGAGGAUGUCUAGUCGAAUGGGCACCUCUACAAGUAGCAACACUAGUGGAGCGAACUCCUCCAUGGGCACUGCAGAUGAGGAUAAUGAGGAAGUCAAAACAGGAGCAGAAACUGAAGACACUGUUGAUGACUUGCCAGAAAAGGCAAGUGAAGCAUCAGAGCCUGAAAGCGGUCAUGAUGUCCCUGUGCCUGCUGUUGAGCGCGUAACUCGCUCUGUAGCUGCUAAUUCUCCCAAACUGGCUCCCCCUCCGUUGUUUUGCUCUCUGCUUAAAAUGAGCACUCCUGCCAAAAAGUCUGUGGCUGCUGCUAGGAAACAAAGCCAGGCACCUCGAAGAUCGAGCCUCAGCACAAAACGAAAAGCCCCAGACACUGAGGACAGCCCCUCAAAGCGCUUUUCUCCACCGAAGAAAAGCCAAAGUAACAUCAAACCGAACAUGAGAUCUUUUCUUCACACUGUGAAUAAGAAUCAGAUGCUGAUGAUGACCCCUAGCUCCUUUGGCCGAACCGCCGUGAUAAAAUCCUUUAUCAAACAGACCACUCCUCUGAAAGUUGAUCCUAAAACCAAAGAGCGUCACAAACUGGAGGCUCUAAGAAAGAAGCAGGAACAAGAGGAAGAAAGGAUGAGGAAAAUGGAGGAAGAGAAGAAGAAAAAGCAGGAAGAGCUGAAGAGGAAAAGGGAAGAGAGGAUAAAAAGAGUGUUUGAGGCAAAGGUAAAGGAAGAGCUGAGGGGAGAGGAAAAGAAAAAGAAGAUUGAACAAAAGAUGGCUCAGAUUGAUGAGAAGAAUGAUAAACGUCAGGCUGAGGAGAAAGCUAAAAAGAAACUGGCAGCAAAGCGUCAAGAAGAGCUGGAGCAAAAGAAAAAGCUAGAAGAAGAAGCUAAGAAGAGAAAGAUUCAGCAGGAGGAGGAGAAACGACAGCAGGAGCUGGCCGCCAAAAAGAAAGCGGAGGAGGAGGAACAGCAAGCUCGCAAAGCUCUGGAGCGCCAGAGGGAGCAAGAACUGGAGCAGGAACAGCAAGCUGCUGCUGAAAGAGAACGGGUAGAAAAAGAAAAGGCUCUUGCUUUACAGCGUGAGGUAGAGAGAGCAGCCCGAGAAAAAGAAAAGAGAGAGCUGGAGGAGCGAAGGAAAGCAUUGGAAGACAAAAGGAAACUGGAGGAGCAGCAGAGGCUGGCUGCAAAAGAGAAAGCUCUAAAAGAGAGGGAAGAAGCGAAACGGAGAGAAGCUGCUGCUGAGGCACAAAAGUUGCUGAAUAAAACAGUUGACCUUGAGAACUCUGUAAUGAAAACGCCGAUAGGAAAGGGUGGUCUAAAUGUUACUGUGGACAUACAGGAAAUGUCACCUCAGUCGUACGCCAUCACUCCUAACGGUGGAAAUAAGACGCUGACUAUUUCAAAGAAUCCAGAGGAUUACGGAAUGGACCAGAACAGCGACGAUUCAACAGAUGAUGAAUCUGCCCCGAGAAAAGCCAUUCCCUCCUGGGCCGAAGGUGCCAAUCUGAAGCAGCUGAUUAUGAAGCAGUACUUCAACCCUAUUGAUGUGGACUCCAUCUUUGGGCCCAUUGAGCCACCCAGACUGGAGAACAUAUUUUACAAAAGCAAACCACGUUACUUUAAACGCACCAGCUCUGCAGUGUGGCACUCUCCUCCAACUGGAGGGAAGUGAGACCUUUUAACUGAAAGCAGUGUGGUGUUUUCUGCUGUAUUAAAUUUUUAAAAAAUCUGUUUCAAAUAAAGUUUUUCCAGUGUAA
Gambusia affinis (western mosquitofish) is the source of this 2786-nucleotide messenger RNA. Its product is annotated as inner centromere protein. The transcript has 20 exons. Gene Ontology annotation, cellular component: nucleus; kinetochore; meiotic spindle midzone. The record is from RefSeq and is a predicted model, not a curated record. The coding region runs from base 227 to 2701 and encodes 824 amino acids. Gene Ontology annotation, molecular function: protein serine/threonine kinase activator activity. Lineage: Eukaryota; Metazoa; Chordata; Actinopteri; Cyprinodontiformes; Poeciliidae. Gene Ontology annotation, biological process: metaphase chromosome alignment; meiotic spindle midzone assembly; mitotic cytokinesis.